UCUCUAAUAAUUGCGUUGUUAGGUUCACGCGACGCCCCGAGUGCCUGGGGAUGACCGGGGCCCGUCGGGGCAACUGUGUCGCAUGCCCGGCACUCGGCCGAAGGGCGCCCUGACGGCCAGGGCCAUGCCUGCACUGGAUCAGGGGCCGCAUGUAUGAGGCAACGUGCGCCAGGUCGCCGCCAACGACAACGGCUUCCGCCUCGUCCUGGGCCACCUCCAAGCCGCGCAAGAACGACGGUCUGAUGCAGGAUGCCCAGAUGGCAGCCACAGAGAGAUGGCCGUUCCGGCAGGGUGGGUUACCCGGCACCGUCAGGGGGGCGCCGACCAUGUUCGACGACCUGCUGCCGCUGCUGUGGACGCUGCGCUUCGUGCUCAUCCUACCCGUCACCGUGUCUCGCGACACUCGCACCGUGCGCUUCCGCUGGCUGUCGUGGACCAUGCUGGUGACGGCCGUGCUGUGGCUGUUCACGUCCGCGAUCAACUACGCCAUGGUGUGUCACCGCCUCGCCCCCGUCCUCGGCACCGGCAAGCACUUCCACGUCUGGGAAGUGCUACCCAAGUACGCCACGGUCGUCCUCUUGAGCUACAUCGUCUUCCUGCCCGUCACGUGCUGGGCCACGGCUAAUCGCGCGGUGGCGCUCGUCGAGCUCUGGCAGCGCGUUGAGGCUCUCGCCACCGCGGUGACCGGCCCGCUGCACCUGCCUGGGCUGCGCACCCGCGCACGGAUCUACAGCCUCGGCUGCCUGGUCCUGCCCGUGUUGAUGCAGCUGCUGGCCUUGUCCGUUCUGCCAGACGACAGAGUGUGGAUGAUGCCCGGGCUGGUGCACGCCAACGCCUUCGUCAUGGUCAGCACCAUCUUCUGGAUUUGGUGCUGCAGCGCGCUCGGCGCUUUAGGGUCGCAGGUCGCCGCCAGGAUGCCAGCCGACCUGCAGCGCCUGGGCCCGCAAGGGCUGCGCGCACACCGCCAGAUCUGGCUGGGCCUGGCGCAGCUCUUGACCCAGCUGGGCGUCUCCUGGGGCCGUCUGCAAACGGUGAUCCUUGGUCUCUUCUUCGUGGCCUUCACGUGCAUCUCCUUCAUCAUGACGUCAUUAGUGCUGCACGGCAUUUGGGACAAGAAAAUGGUCUGGCAGGGCACUGCGAUGAGCGCCGUCGUCAUAGGCAUCUUCGGCAUCUGCAACAGCGCGCAGAUUGCCACCAACGGGGUGCGCCUCGCGGCCAUCCGGCAGCUGCUCGCGCUGUCUUUGACACACAAAGACGAGCCUACCCGCCAGGAGAUUAUUUCCUUCUUGGACAACAUUCGAGUCGAGCGACAAUGCCUCACGGUCUGCAAGCUCGGUGUCCUUAGCCGUGCCUCGCUGCUCUCGUUCUUCUCGCUGGCGUGCACGUACGUUGUCGUGCUUUCCCAGUUCACUCUCUCCUCGGAGAUCUCCACGAAGAAGUUCGACAAGCUGCCGUCUGUCGCUUGACUUCUCAAAAGGGUUUUAACUGAUCGUGGUUAAUUUCUCUGAGUCGUAUCAUAUCCAUAUUCACGACACCUCCGUACGCUCAUGUCCUCAAACGUCUCAUUUUCAUACCGUUGUCAGUGCUGAGACUUCACCCCCAACCCCAACCCAUUGUGCAAUAUCGCUUUGUAUAGUAGCUGUCUGUCCGACUCUCAUUUUCCCGGACUUUUUGUGAAGUGUUCUCGCUCUGUGUUAGUGACCAUUAAACCAAUUAUUCAAAUCAAA
Molecule: messenger RNA, 1727 nt
Organism: Frankliniella occidentalis (western flower thrips)
Lineage: Eukaryota; Metazoa; Arthropoda; Insecta; Thysanoptera; Thripidae
Exons: 7
Coding region: 150-1466 (438 amino acids)
Biological process (GO): sensory perception of taste
Cellular component (GO): membrane
Source: RefSeq, a predicted model, not a curated record